Messenger RNA from Octopus sinensis (East Asian common octopus), 3211 nucleotides. RefSeq lists its product as uncharacterized. Lineage: Eukaryota; Metazoa; Mollusca; Cephalopoda; Octopoda; Octopodidae. The transcript is spliced from 12 exons. The record is from RefSeq and is a predicted model, not a curated record. Gene Ontology annotation, molecular function: interleukin-17 receptor activity. The coding region runs from base 48 to 3152 and encodes 1034 amino acids.
CAGAACUGGUUUAGAGUUCUGUCAUGUGACCUCAAAUAUGGCCGACCAUGAGUAGUUGUUUAGUGUUAUUGUUUUACGUGUUUGUGUUAUUGUUUACCUUUGGAGAAUUCGUGCGCCUUUCUCAGGAGGAUUCAUGCGAUCCAAGUUGUUCUAUUCUGCCAAAGGAUGAAGAUAGAAAAUUCAUUUGUAAUGUGCAUAAAGAAGAGAGAUGCCACAAUGUGAACCGAGAACUUGAACGUAACCGAAGUAAAGGUAGCAUACCAAGUUGGCAGAAGUACCACUACCAGUCCAGUGUUGAUAUUCCUGCUAGAGGAAGUUCUACAGUUACUGAUGUUACUUUCAAUAAUAUCAGUGAUCUCUACACCAGUGCAUCAGCGCGUCCACAAAUUGCUGGUAUUACUAUUCAUGAUGAACAGCGGACUUGUUUUAAUGACUACCGCCGCAAUAACUUUGCACUUAAUUUCACUCUUCUGUUGCCAUCUGGUGAAUUUUUGUACAAAACCACUGCAUUACUGCUGAAGAUUGAGUAUGAUGUCCAGCCUUCAAAAAACACCAAAUGUCGUAUAUUUGAGUUUAAAACUCUUGGCACUAUUCCUGAUGGAAAAUAUGAAAAGCGAUACAUUCAAUACAACUUUCUUACUCGCUUUGAAAAAUUUAAAACCCAUGUCUUUAAAGUAAAACUUAUUGCUCUUCCUACUGGUGGGAAUUCAACUUAUAUUGUCACAGCAUAUGUCAAUUCACUGAAUGUGAACAAGAAACGAACAAUUGCUGUGUCAAUUGAUAGUGAAAAUAGUCUUCAUGUGGUAUUUGAACCAAGUCGUCAAUAUGUGGCUGAUAGUUAUAAUGUCAGCUUGAUCCGGUUUCCUACACUUAUUCCUGAUCCAAUCUCUUCAGUUAUUGUUCAACAGCAACAGUUGCCUGGUAAUUUAACGGAGCUAGAAUUUACUGACAUUCAGCCUGGUAAUUAUCGAAUUCAGGUUAGUGUCAUCAGCUCAGAUUGUGAGGUUCAGUUGUGUAAGACUAUGAACUCAACUUCUUUCGUAAUGGGCAGCCCACAGAAAAAUACAGGACGUACUAUGUCCAGCAAACCAGUAACUACUACUACCACUUUCAUUAAACACCGAAUGAGUAGCACUUCAGGCAUGGUGAAGACGACAACCCCUGAGACUAGGAGCACGAGUCGGAGACAAGGUGAUGUAGUAAUUCAACCUUCAGACCAAAGUGGAGAGUACGAAAGAUCAUUGAAGAUUAUGCUUGGCACUGUGUUUGGAGUUGUUGGCAGUGUUACAAUCAUUAUUGUUGUAUUUUGUAUGUACCGUAAGAGAAACUACACUUCAGGGUCACACAUUGAACAUCCACAGCUGUCUGAUGUAAUUAUUGAAGAUUUUGACAUGAAACAGCAUUUUCCAAAUGUCCUCUUACUCUAUUCUUCUGAUUGUUGUGCUCAUGAAUACGUUGUCCAAGCUAUGGCUGCUUUUUUGAUGCAGAUCUGCAACUGUAAUGUGCACAUUGAUUUAUUUGAAGAACAUCUGAUUCAGGAGAAAGGUCUUAAUGACUGGCUUCUUGACAAUAUGCAGGAAGCUGAAUAUAUUAUUGUUCUUUGUUCUGUUGGUUCACGACUCAGAUGUAAAAAAAAUAUGCAGUUUAAAUUGCACCCUCAUCGAACCAUCCCGGAUUAUUUUGCUCUUGCAGUCGAUUAUGUUGCAGAAAAAAUGCGUAUUGAACGUUGUAAAGGUAUGUCUUUGUCGAAAUUUAUUGUGCUGUACAUGGAUUACUCCGUUGAAGGAGAUAUACCUGCACAGCUUGACCUAGCUCAGAAAUUUAUGAUGAUGCGAGAUGUGUCGAAUCUUGUAUGUCAACUUCAUGGAUUGAGUUUGGAAUGUUCCAAAUUUUCACCAUUUUCCGGAAUUACUACAAAAAACUAUGAUAAAUCUGAAGUAGGUCAACGAUUAAAAGUAGCCAUUGAACAGGCUAAGCAAUAUUUUAAAGACAAUCCAUGUUGGGUUGAAGACCAUCUUGAACAGGUUCCUCGGCCAGUUGGUUGUAAAUUUAAAUCAAAACAUAAUCGACACAGUUCAGGUGAACCCUUAUUGCUACCGGAAACCAAGAUUGAGAAAGCUCCUACUGCUAAACAAACUGGCAGGCAUGCAUCAUUUUCUUACUAUCUUACCUCCCAAAGAGACAUAUUUGGAAUUUUCUCAAGAGACAAUGCCCCUGUUUCAAGUUUCUUUCACAGUCGCUUGAACUCACUUCCCUCUUCAUUAAACAGUCACACAACGCUCACCCCAUUUUCUCUUUCAACCCACAAUUCCCAUAGUUAUGAAAAUAUAUCACAAACUAAAAAACUACAUGACUCCAACAUGUUCUUUGCAGAACCUCUUGUUUCAUCAUUGUACCCUCCAACACAACAACAAAAACAACAACAACAACAACCCCAACAACAAUCAGAACAGUAUCAACAACAACAACAACAACAAAAACAACAACAACAACAGCAACCAAAACAACAGCAGCAGCCACAGCAGCCACAACAACAACAGCAACAACAGAAGAAGAAAAAGAAAAAGCAACAACCACAACAGCAACAACAACAUCAAAGUCCUCAGACUGAAUCUGAGGAGGGUUUUGAAGUUCAGCGAGGCAAAAGCCGAUCUCUCCCUGUUGUCAGUCGAACAGCUAAAUCUCUUACUGUGUUAGAAGCUGAAGUACACAAAGAAUGGGAUCCUGAAAGCAAACCUCAUUCUGGAUCACCCCCACCUGAAGGGGACUCCUCCAGCAAUGAAGGAGAACUCGAAUUAGAUUUAUUGUCCAUAAAAAUUCCCGCUAACUUUCGACAUGUAUUCUACAGCCCACAUCAGGACCCUGCAGAGUUGAUUCCGUGUCUCUAUAAUAAUAAAAACACAAACGUUAUAUACCGUCCAAAUCAUAAAAGGGGAUCAUCAGGAAUGGGUUCUGGUAACACAAAUAGUGGAGGUUUUGUUUACCAUCGAGCAAGUGAAGAUAUUAGAUCUCUCUGUCGACAACUUCCUACUCUAGAGCCAUUGCCUCGAUGUGUCAGCCUUGAUGAUGGAUCUAGCACUUCAUAUGAUUCAGUAAUAGACCAGAUUAUCAAUGGGGGGCCUAAUUUAAUGGAUGGGUCUUAUCUAGGCUAGAAAAUAUAUAUUUACUUAUUGUCGAUUUAGCAAAAAAAAAAGACAAAGCCUAAUUAACA